UGUCUGGGGUACACGUAUUUUGAAGUUACGCACGAUUCAUCCAGAUAUUCUCCAGAGGACAACGCUAUACGUAUAUGGCGUCUUCCUACGUUCUCGGGAUCCAUCUCGCACUUGACUCUUACUCUCUUCUUCGUUGAUGAUAAAAAGGACGAGUGCUUGCCUCAACGUAUUCAACAUGACACGAAGAGCUCCCUCCACUUCCCCUCCUAGAAAUGCAAAACGUGCCAAGAUAGAGCAUUUAACUCUUAAUGACUUCAAGGAUGGCGUUUUUCUGGCACCAAUGGUGCGCUCUGGUGCUCCUUGGAAUGUCCGUCUAACGACCGUUUCCAAUGCUACUACUUGUGAGCUCGAGACAGCUCAGAACGCCCAACAGAAAGGUCAGGGAAUUGUUGGCUGCUCUCAUGGCAACUGCUCUUCCCGAAGAGACGCUGGAUUCCUAGGACUCCGGAAGCUAACGCUCUUGUGGGUAAUGUGGCGGACGCUUACGAGGAAGGUUUUUGAAGCAUAUUUUUCCAACAUAAAGGUGCUCGGUGGCUGUCGAGGGGUACCAUGAAUUCGGGACUCUCGAUCCCUCUUUGGGCGGGUGGGUACGUACUUCAGCAUUCAGGGCGGACGGCCUUAGGCGCUAAGUCUCGUUAACCGUUCAAUCUCCACGCCCUAUGUAAUUACCUCUGUUCAUUUCCGCCACUUCGUUUUUCUUGUCCACUUGAGGGUCCUCCCCUUGCCGGAGCAAAGGGGAAAGGAGGCUAUAGUGACUAGUGCAUCGGCACGUAUCCCCGACUCGGCUUUCGGG
Messenger RNA from Guyanagaster necrorhizus, 793 nucleotides. RefSeq lists its product as uncharacterized. NCBI's taxonomy places the organism in Eukaryota, Fungi, Basidiomycota, Agaricomycetes, Agaricales, Physalacriaceae. The record is from RefSeq and is a predicted model, not a curated record. The transcript has 2 exons. The coding region runs from base 137 to 553 and encodes 138 amino acids.